Molecule: messenger RNA, 1644 nt
Organism: Sclerotinia sclerotiorum 1980 UF-70
Lineage: Eukaryota; Fungi; Ascomycota; Leotiomycetes; Helotiales; Sclerotiniaceae
Exons: 6
Coding region: 1-1644 (547 amino acids)
Source: RefSeq, a predicted model, not a curated record
AUGUCCUUCCAAAACAACAAUAGGGAGCAUGGUGCUGGCGACUUGAAAUAUGAUGCAGAUACUGAGAGCAAAAAACCCCACAAGGCCAGAAGAAAAGUCGAUCGUAAUUCUAAUUUUACACCACAGAUUUUCAGAAACAAUCAGUACAUGGGAUCCGCUACUCCAUCUCCUCGAAAAGUGAACCGGGUGUAUUAUGCAGAGCCUCUUUUCAGCAACCCUAUACAGGAAUAUGUUAACACCAACAGGCAAGAAGAUAUUCAAAGUGAUAACCAACGAUCUGACGGCUCCUCUACAACCGAAAAUGAUAAUUUGGCUACUCCUGAUUUCACUUCAGAUGAUGAAGAUGAAGAAAGAAUUGCUUCAAUUAUUAUCCAGAGAAGUAGGCAGUUCCUCUUGAAUCAUAAACAAUCUAAUCUAACCAAAACCAAAGGAAAUGAGAAUAGCGAUGGCGGAAUUAAACCUUCUCUCCCGGGAAACUUGAUAGUCAAGAUUUUCGAAAGCAUGAUCAGGUCACCACAAAAUCUUGAGAACUCAAGCAUAACUCGAAACUCGGAACAGAACGUACACAAGUCGACACAUGGAGAAGAUGCCGACUCGAAUCCUAGCACCAAUAAUGCAUUUGAGAGUGUUGAAAAUGAGGAAGAUGAUGAAGCAGGCAAAAACAAUGGCGGCAUGAUUGAUGCUAUUUGCUUCGCUCUUACCUGUUUGAGGUACUGGACUAUCUUUCGUGGUAUUUGGUGCUAUCCUGGUACCAACAGGAUCCUGGGGAUAUGUUUACGACUUGGAAGUUUGAAUACUCUGAUUGCUUUCCUCUCGGUUAAUGGCCACGUCAAUGGAGUAAUCGAAGAUUGUCACUAUAACCUGAAUAGUAGUAGUACUCAAUGGCUUUCAUCCAAUUACUCUAAUGGUGGCGCGGGCGAUACAGCACUGCUUGAAUACAACUCUACGACCGCAGUUGACAAGAAGAAGAAUGAAGAACUGGCUUCUUGGAAUGGAAAAACUCUUGAAGCAUCUGCACAAUCCUUGAUCUCCUCCACAAUCCAAGCUCGGGCUACCAUUCAAAACUUACCACCGGAAAUAAUUCUUAAACUCUUCAAGUUACUCCGCUUCGAAUACUGUAAAAUGAACAUACGCGACCUUCUAGGUGAUCCAGGCUUCACUACGUCGAUCUGCCUAGCCCUUACCUGCGGCAAGUAUUGGAAGAUAUUUGCUGAGCUUUGGUGUGACCUUGGAACAACUAAAAUCCCUGCGUUGGAUCAAAUUCAAGCCUCGAUAUUACAAUCACUUCUGGCUUCCUGGGUACCUCCGAGCUUUCGAAAAACUUCCGAUCUCACAAAAUGGCACCCUGUCCCAAUGUUCCUCUGCAUAGAUGUUUACGGCGAUGGCACAUAUCAUAGCGAAGCCGAACGCAGACUGUUAGCACGCCAUCAAGAUCGAUUUGCGAUAACGAACGUUGAUUACCUCGUUGAAUGUCAAUAUCAUCCCUGCACUAUCUCCCCACGUCGUAUCGAGUUCCCUAGUCCACAAGGAAUGGGAGAAGAAUGGUACUUAAAAGCUGCUACUAUGUACCAGGAUCUCGUUUUGAAAUGGUACAGCGAAUUCGCCGAUUACGGACCUGAAAGAGCACAUUUGGAGCUCUCCUGA